Molecule: messenger RNA, 632 nt
Organism: Trichomonas vaginalis G3
Lineage: Eukaryota; Parabasalia; Trichomonadida; Trichomonadidae
Product: organellar and viral DNA polymerase type B
Exons: 1
Source: RefSeq, a predicted model, not a curated record
AUGUAUCGGAAGUUGUCUAAGUUAGAACACUCGGAAAUAAAACAACUUCUUACAGAAGCUAAUAUAGAUGUUGCAAAGCAUUACGCAACAAACAAAAAAGCACUCGCUGACAUCCUCAAUGACUAUAAUGGUGCAAUAAGUUAUGAUAGAAUUCAUGAGUUCAUAAAGCCGCAACACGGCGAGGACGAAGUCCAUGCAAUAGCAUUUCCUUUAAAUGACGUUGCUAUUGACUUAUAUCAUAGACGUUCAGUACCUCAUGAAGUAAGAAGAGAGAUGUUUGACAUAACAAAUGCAAACGUUGGUGAAACAAGAAGAAGAGACGACACACUGAAACAACAGAGAAGAGAGAUGUUUAAAAGUGCUAUAGAACAAGUUCGCAAAGCUAACGAUGUCAUUCGUUCCAUUGACGACAAACCAAAAGAAGGUGAGAGAUGGUUAAAGAAAGAUGAAGAGAAUAGGAAGAGGAAUGUGAAGUCAGGCAAUAGACUCAUUGACUUUAACAUCGAAGCUUUAGAUGAACCAAACAGAGACUACUUACACAAACAUUUCGGUAAGGUUUUCAUGAGACUCUUAGAGAAGAUUAAAAUAAACUCCCAACAAAGAUGGAUGGUAUGUUAUAAACUUGGUGGAAA